Messenger RNA from Acromyrmex echinatior (Panamanian leafcutter ant), 2716 nucleotides. It is a transcript of the gene nAChRalpha2, whose product is annotated as nicotinic acetylcholine receptor alpha2. Lineage: Eukaryota; Metazoa; Arthropoda; Insecta; Hymenoptera; Formicidae. Gene Ontology annotation, biological process: monoatomic ion transmembrane transport. The record is from RefSeq and is a predicted model, not a curated record. Gene Ontology annotation, cellular component: postsynaptic membrane. Gene Ontology annotation, molecular function: acetylcholine-gated monoatomic cation-selective channel activity; transmembrane signaling receptor activity.
GCAUCCCAGUGGUCCAGCGGCUGUACACAAUGUCAUUUCUGUUGGACGUUCUUCCGGCGUUUCGCGAGCGGAACAAUCCGCGCGAGUAAUGAGAGCAGGACCGAAGUCCGUCCGCGGUAUCGCCGACUGAUAAGUACGCGCCGGAGAUUGAACGUAUCCCAGAUUUACCGCAGAUUAUGAUACACAAGAAGGGCACGGGAUAAAAGCAUCGUAUUUAAAGAACGGGUAACGAGGAGUCCCGAGAAGGCCGAAGCGCAAGUAUACCACCACGACCGUUUAGAUUACGUUCGAUACACGUAUACAUGCCCGGCUUCGAUAUUCACGUAUAAUUGCUCGGUGAGCAAAAUCGAUAAGCGCUGUGAAAAUAUAGACGCAGAUGCUUUUGAAUCUGAUAUAAUCGUUUGAAGGCAAAAUGAUAUUCUCUUUAAUUAUCCUGAUCCUUUCGGUGGGGAUCUGCUACAGUAAUCCAGACGCUAAGAGACUUUACGAUGAUCUGCUGUCGAACUAUAAUCGGCUGAUUCGACCUGUGUCCAAUAAUACUGAUACUGUUGUUGUGAAACUAGGACUCCGUCUCUCGCAGCUGAUAGAUCUUAAUUUAAAAGAUCAAAUCUUAACGACAAACGUCUGGUUAGAGCACGAAUGGCAGGAUCAUAAAUUCAUCUGGGAACCCUCGGAAUACGGAGGUGUCACUGAACUCUACGUGCCCAGCGAACAUAUAUGGCUGCCAGACAUUGUACUUUAUAACAAUGCCGAUGGAGAAUAUGGUGUGACAACAAUGACUAAGGCCAUUUUGCAUCACACUGGUAAGGUGCUUUGGACUCCUCCGGCAAUUUUCAAAUCUUCCUGCGAAAUAGACGUUAGAUAUUUUCCCUUCGAUCAGCAAACAUGUUUCAUGAAAUUUGGCUCGUGGACGUAUGAUGGUUUCCAAAUCGAUUUAAAGCACAUUAAUCAAAAUAUGGGCGACAAGGUCGAAGUAGGUAUCGACCUGCGAGAAUAUUAUCCAAGUGUGGAGUGGGACAUAUUGGGCGUUCCGGCAGAACGUCAUAAAAAAUACUAUCCGUGUUGUCUCGAGCCAUAUCCCGACAUUUUCUUCAAUAUAACUCUACGUCGAAAAACACUGUUCUACACGGUGAAUCUUAUUGUGCCGUGCGUCAGCAUCUCUUACUUGUCGGUUCUGGCUUUUUAUCUGCCGGCUGAUUCUGGAGAGAAGAUCGCACUCUGCAUCAAUAUCUUGCUUUCGCAGACUAUGUUCUUCUUACUGAUAUCCGAGAUUAUACCAUCUACAUCGCUGGCACUACCAUUGCUUGGCAAGUAUCUACUCUUCACGAUGAUUCUAGUCGGAUUUUCGGUGGUGAUAACAAUCAUUAUUCUAAAUGUGCACUAUCGCAAACCGAGCACCCAUAAAAUGGCACCUUGGGUGAGAAAAGUCUUUAUCAGAAGAUUACCGAAACUACUUCUGAUGAGAGUACCUGACGAUCUUCUCAAUGAUCUUGCCGUACACAAGAUGCACGGAAGAGAAAAAUCGAAAAAGAAGAGCAAGUUUAAUGCUGCUGUCGCAGCUGCGGUACAAUCGUCAAUAAUAUCUUCGCCGGAUUCUGCCCGUCAUCAACGAAUCGACGGUUGCAACGGUUUACAUAGGACAACUGCUCAUAAUCGAUUCCUAGUCGGCAGUUUAGGAUACAAUGGGCUUCCAACAGUUAUGUCCGGUCUUGACGAGUCAUUGAGCGAUGUAACGCCAAGAAAGAAAUAUCCCUUCGAGCUGGAAAAAGCUUUGCACAACGUCAUGUUCAUCCAACAUCAUAUACAACGUCAAGACGAAUUCAAUGCAGAGGAUCAAGAUUGGGGUUUUGUCGCGAUGGUUCUCGACCGUCUCUUUCUGUGGAUGUUCUCGAUAGCUUCAAUAGCCGGAACCUUCACUAUCCUAUGCGAAGCACCGGCACUCUACGACGAUACAAAACCGAUUGAUACGGAAUAUUCUUCCGUUGCUCAACAGCAAUAUCUCCCAUCCAGUCAAGAAUUACUAAAGUCUAUUGUGUUGUAGACAUAUUCGUUAGGCUACGCGCGAUGUAUUAUCAACAUGAAAAAGGAAGCGGCGAACUGUCUUGCCGAAUCUAGCUAAGUUGUGAUAGGUCAUAGCCAUGGAACCGAAGAAACCAAUCUCCACACGCGAAACGCAAUUCGCGAAUGUUCAUUAUAUACAUUACGAUUCGUACGUACUCAGACAUUUAAAUCAUAUAUUUAGAUAAAUUACGAUCUUCGAUUUUAAGACGUAUACAUGGAAUAUAGUUACAAUGCUAGAGUCUAUUCGGUUCUAGGAAUUGGCCUAAUGAUAUAAGCGUGAUUUAAUUCCGAAACAGACAAUUCGCUAGCUUGCCAAUAAGCGACGAUUACAACACGAUUAUAUUCCCGAAACAAAAAUUGUAUUUGUAUUUAUUAUUAUACGCGCAAAUAGUGCGCGACUCGUUCUUUGAUAAUAACGUCUAUUGAUGUUCGCAAUGUUACGGCAAAAGAUUUCGCGAUAGGUAUCAUUUGUAAAACUUUUGGUAACGUUGGUUACACGAUAUGUAACGGUGGUAUCUUAUCCGCACACUUAAAUCUAAUUAUAUAUAGGACAAGUUUCAUGCUCCAAUUAAUAUCUUCCCGACGAGCAUUCGAUUCAUAUAUGUAGCGUAGUUUUUCGAUAAAUUAUAAACAAAACUUUUUUCAUUACAAAAAC